AUGGAUAAUGAUAAUAAAAGAAAAAAGACGAAGAAAAAGAAAGUUCGAAACGUUAAUAAUAAAAAUAAUAAUGAAAACAAAAAGAAAGUGAUACAAGAAAGCCAAGAUGAACAAAAUUAUGCAGAACAAUAUGCAGAUCAAGUUAAAGAGAUAUUAGCGUUACAUCAUAUUUUUUUUCCUUUGUAUGUAGACAAUCCAGGGCAUGUAAAAAAAUGCGAUUUACCAAACGAUUUAAUGAAAGAUAAUGAAUAUAUAAAGGAUAGUAAGGAUUUAUGUGAAAAUAUUAUUGUUGAUAUAAAUGAUGAAAUAAAUAAAAAUACGUGUUUAACGUUUAGUAUAUUUUUGAAUAUUGAUGAUAUUAUAGAAAAGUAUAAAAUAACAUUUAUUUGUGAAAAAAGCUAUCCAUAUUCAUAUCCAAAUGUUGUUAUACAUAUGAAAAGCAAAUUAAAUGAAGAACAAAAAAAUGAUAUAACAUUAAAUAUAAAAAAAAUAUGUGCAAUGAAUUAUGGAAGAAUUACCUUAUUUGAAAUUUGUGUAUUCAUGAAUGAAUAUUUAAAUGAAAUAUUCAGUAAUGAUUUCCAAAAUUUGUGGGAAGAAAUGAAUUAUCGAAUUGAUGAUACAAGUUUAAAAAAAGACAGAGAUAAUGAAAUAUUUAAUGAUAUACAUAAUGAAAAAGAAGACGGACAUAAAUUAGAAAAUUAUAAAAAUGGACUAAAUGAUAAUAAUGACGAUGAUUAUAAAAAAAAUAAUGAACUUAUAAAUAAUCACAGUGAUGGGAUUUAUGAACAUAUGAAAAAUCAUCAAUGUGAUCAAAAAGGUUAUUAUGAUAUAGGAGGAGGUCUAAAUGAUGAAAUAGAAUCUAAGAAAAAAAAAACACAAAUAUUAUAUGAACAUGGUAUACAAUAUGAUGAAAUAGAAAUAAAUAAUAAAAACAAACUUAUAGACAAUCAUAUAAAAGAUACAUAUAAUUUUCAUAGUCAACCUUUUAAUAAAAAAGGUUAUUAUAAUAAUGAAUAUUUGAAAGAAAUGUACUUAUCAAAAAAUAAUGAUAAUGAAACAAUUAAUGAUGAAAAAUAUAUAGAUAAUAAUUUGAAUACCAACCUUCAAAAUUAUAAUUAUUUACAAAAUAAUAUAAUUAAUGAACAAAAAUAUUUUUUAAAUACCUAUAAUUUCAAUAGUAUAUCAGGAUUUUCUUCAAUAAACAGUUGCCUUAUUAAUCAACAACAAUAUGAAAUAAAUAGAAAUAAAGAAGAAUGGCAAACAAAAAUCAAAACAAAUUUUUUAGAAAAUAAAUUGAAUUCAAAAAAUAUUUUAGACAAUUCAGAAAAUUAUGAUAUGAUAAUACAAUGUAAAGAUAGUAAUUUUAAAAAUUUUAAUAUUAUAAAAAAUAUUUCAAUUAAUAAUUAUAGAAAUACAUUUCUAGUAAGACAUAGUAUUGAUACAAAUGUAUAUAUUAUACAUUCUUAUGUCCUAUUAAAUAUCUCAUAUUUCUUAACCUUCUUUUUCAAUCAUAUGGUUUUCUGUAAUAGAGAUUUUAAUCUCUUCUGUAACAUAUUAAAUGAUAAAAAGGAAAUUCAAAAAAAUAAAAAAAAUAAAAAAAAUGAAGAACUAUUUAAAGAAUAUUUAAAUGAUAUUAUCAAUUUAAGAAAUUCCAAAAAAAAAAAAAAUUUCUUAUUAAAAAAUUCUCAUGAUGAAGAUAAGAACAAACAAGAUUAUUAUAUUCCUACUGUCCAUUUUUUUUGUAGUGAAUAUCAAUUUUAUGCUAAUAAAAAUUGUGUUAUUACACAAAAUAAAAAUAAUAAAAAUUUACACAAUAUAUUAAAUGAAAUAAAUCAUAAUCGUUUGAAAAAGGUUAUUCAUCAUUAUAAACUUGUACGUAAAAUUAAUAUUAAAAAAAUCAUAUAUGAGCUAGCCAAAUUAACCAAAAUACAUCAUAAAUAUUUAGCUAGAUAUCACUUUUCAUGGUUUGAAAAGGAAAAAAUCAUAAAUAAAGAAGAGCAAGAUAAAAAAAAAAAAAUAAAUCAAGUGAAUGACUUAAUGAAAAAUGUUAUUUUAAAUAGACUUGAUCAACAUGUACAACAUUAUAUGGAAGAACAUUAUAAUAACGAAACAGAUAACAUAAAUAAUGAUACACAGAAAAUAAAAAAUAAUAAAAGUAAGAAAGAUAUAAGUUAUACACAAAACAAAGAAAAUAUAAAGAAUGGUCAUAUAUUAAAAUAUAAUACAAAUAAAAUAAAAGAAGGUUUUCCAUGUAUUCAGUCUUUUGAUUCUUACUGUACUGAUUGUGCUUGUUAUAAUUGUUGUUGUUCAUCUUCUUCAUGUCCAUUAGAAAAUGAUGACACGAUACUACAAAAAAAUGAAGAUAAAAAUGGAAAUUAUAGGAACAACUGUGAAAAUAUAAAAAAAGAAAUAAUUCAUUUGGAAAAGGACAAAAAAAAAAAUAACCUAAUAGGAGAUUUUUCUAAUAAUAUAGAAAGAAAAGGAUCACACAGUAUGAAUAGUAUUAAUAUAAUAGAAGGUUCAAAAGGUAAGGACAAAGAUAAGCAUAUCCAUAAUAGUAAUAAUAAUAAUAAUAAUAAUAAUGAUAAUAAUAAUGAUAAUAAUAAUAAUUAUUAUAAUAAUAGUAAUGAUAAAGAAUAUGAUAAUAAUAUUAAGAAUAUCAAAAAUGAAAAUUAUAUAACUCCUUUUAAAAACGAUAUGAACUAUUUUAAAAAUGUAGCAUAUAUAAAAAGUAUCUUAAAUAAAAAAGAAUAUAAUAAAAAAACAUUAUAUAUACAAUGUGAACAUUGUAAAGGACAAUCAUUAGAAAAAGAAAUUGAAAAUAAUUUUUUUCAAAAAAAUAAAUAUUUAAUAUGGAAUAUAUUUAGACAAGUAUUAGAAUCUUUAAGCUAUUUACAUAAACAAAAAAUAUAUAUAAAAAAUUUAAAUUCUCAAAAUAUUUAUUUAGAUAAUGAUAAAUAUGGAGCACAUAUUAAAAUAAUCAAUUAUAGUAUAUGUAAUAUGAUUGAUUAUUUCUAUUUUUAUCAUUAUUCAUAUAAAAAUAAUUCCUCUUAUGUCCAACAAUUCAUGCAAGAAUUAUAUAAUGAUAUAAAAAAUAUAGGGAAACCAUUAAAUAAACAAAAUAAUGAAAACAUUAUACACUCUGAAAAUAUACAUGAUAAAGAAUCUAAAGAAGAAGAUAUCUCUGUAAAUAAAUGUAACAUUUUUGAAAAUAAAAAUGAUAGUUUGUGUAAGGAAUUUAUAAAUGAUGAAAAAAUAAUAAACAAAGAAAAAAAUGUUCCUUUUGAUGAAUAUAACCGUAUUAAUAAAUCUUUUAAUUAUAAUGAUUAUAAUAAUGAUGAUUAUGAUGAUGAUAAUGAAAAAACAAUAUAUACAUAUCCAUCAUCAAAUGAAUAUAAAGAUUUCUAUGUUCAUUCUUAUAAUCAAUAUUUUUAUAAAUGUUUAAAUAAGAAAAAAUAUGAUUAUGAAGAAUUAGACUUAUUUUCAUUAGGUUUAUUAUUAUAUGAAUUAUGGCAUAGACCAUUUAAAUCAAAAGAAGAAAAACUAAUAAAUAUAACUACAAUGAUUAAGGAAAAAACAUUCUCAGAAUCGUUUAUAAAAAAUAUAGAUAAUGAUUCUUUAAAAGUAUUAAAAUUUAUUUUAAUAAGUACUAUUAAUUAUGAUACUACUGAAAAAAAAAUAACAAAACUAGAAUAUGUAGAUAUUUUAAAUUUAAAUAUAAAAAAGGAUAACGAAGAUUAUGAACAUAUUAAUAAUAGUAUGAAAACGAAAACUAUCAAAGAUAUGAAUGAUGAUUUAAUAAUUAAGGAAGAAGGGGGGAUAUAUAAUAAGAAUGUAAAUGUGAAUAUAGAAAAUGAAAAAAAAAUGAAUAAAAUAAAAAAGAAUAUGAAUAAUUAUAGGGAUAAUAUGAAUAAUGAAAUGUUAUUAAAUAUGAAUAAAAAGAAUCUAAACAUUUCAGAGAAACCUAAUUUAUAUUGUAUUAAUAAUUCUAUUAGUAGUAUACUUGCUAAAUAUAAUGAAAAUGAUGAUAAUAUAUCUAAUCAAAAAAAAAAUAAGGAUUCUGAGAUAUAUUUAGAUGUAAAAGGAGAUAUAAGAUUACUUCUAAUGAAUAGUAUGGAAUCUUCACCUAGUCAUCAUAUUACUUCAGAGAAUUUGAAAAAAGUUGAUCAAACAAAUACAUACUCAGAACAAUUAAAGAAAAUAUAUAAUUUCUUCAAUCAGGAUAUUAAUAUACUGGAAGAUGACAAACAUAUAUCUUUGAAAAAGGACAACAUGCAAAAGGAAGACAUGUUAGAAAAAAAUGUCAUAUUUGAAGAUAAUGAAAAAAAGCAUAACAAGAGUAAUCAGAAUGAUAAGAUUAAUAAGAACAAUGGAAUAAGUAGCAUUAAUAAUAAGGAUGAUGAAAAUAUAAAAUGUACUGACGAAGGUAAACACCAAUUAAAUGAAAAUAAAAACAACAUCAACAAUAAUGAUAUCAACAAUAAUAAUAAUAACAACAAUAAUAAUAAUAAUAAUAAUAAUAAUAAUAAUAACAACAAUAAUAAUAAUAAUAAUAAUUUUUGUAGUAACCAUAUGGUUGAAGAGGAUAUAUGCAAUACACAUGAUGAGCAUACUACUAAUAAAGAAGAAUAUGUAUAUAAAAAUAAUGAUUCCAACAAAUUACCAAAAAUAACGGCAGAGAAAUUAUUAAAUUAUCCUUUAAUACCUGUUGUGAUUCAGAGAGAUAUAUUUAAAUAUUUUCUUCAGAAAUUAAAACAUAAUUCUUUAAAUGAAUGUAUAAAUGUUUUAAAUAUUUUAUUAUAUAAUAAUAAAGAGUUAUCUUUUCCAUUUGAAAGGAAUCGAAAUGCAUAUGUAUAUACACAUACAUCUACAUAUGAAUAUGAUGUUAUUAAAAGUUAUAUAUUUGAAUAUUUCAAUUGGUAUUUAUCUAAAAAACUUUGCACAUACAACCAACCUCAUGUAUUUCAAUUAAUAAAAAAAAAAGAAGAUACUUUUAAUGAAGAAGUAGAUAAUGAUGUCAUAUCAAAAAUUCCUAGCAAUUUUUUAAAAAAAAUUAAUUUAUAUAAAAAAGAAAUGAAGACAACAAAAAUGCGUAUAGAAAACGAUUCUGAUAAUAAUGAAAACAAAUACGAAGAUGUUAAUAGUAUUGAAAAUUUAGAUAUAUUAGAAAAAAAUAAAUCCAAUAAAAAGAACAAAAAAAUGAAAAAAAAUGAACGAAAUAUUAGUAAAUAUUCAUUUGAUUCUUUACCUGAACAAAAUUCAAAUAAUUUGAAAAAUAUGCAAGAUCUUAAAAAAAAAAAAAGAUAUAUAAAAAAAGAGAAUUAUAAUAGUACUAGUAGUAAGGAUAAAAACAAAAAGGAUAGUAUUUCAAAAAAUGAAAAAAAUAAAAAAAGUGAUGAUGAAAAGAAGGAUAACAAAAAGAGAAAUUUUCUUCCUAUAUUAGGCACAUUUUCAAGGUUUAAAAAAUUUCCUUUAAUUAAGAGGAGUAAUACAUAUAAUGUAUAUAGAACUGAUGAUAUGAAUACAGAUUUUUUGAUAAACUAUGAUGAUAAAAAUGGACAAUGUGAAAUAAGUGAUAAAUUUGAUGAUACAAGUAGUUCGUAUGAUAAUAUUAAAAAAGAUAAUAUUAUUCAUAAUGAUAAUAUUAUUCAUAAUGAUAAUAUUAUUAAUAAUGAUAAUAUUCCAAAUAGUUCUCAUACCAUUGAACGAUUAAGGACAGAAAAUGAAGAAAAUAAACGAAAUAUUUUAAAUCGAUUUAAAGACAAAUUACAACUUAUUGAUAAAAACAAUAAAUUAGUAUAUAUGCCCUUUUAUCUUACUGAGUCAUUUUUAAAUUUAAUACCACAUUAUAAUUUAAAUAAAAGCUUUAUGAACUCCUUUUGUUUUUUUCAGAAUUAUUUUUUUGAAAAUAAUCAAUAUAAAAUAAUAAAAAGAGAAAAUAGUAUUAUAUAUAAUAAUAUCAUUACAUUAAAUAAUGAGAAAGAUUUUUUUUAUGGUAACAAUAUGAAUGGAAAUAAUGAUAUAGAAGUUAAUAUGUCGUUUUGUAUUUAUCAAUUAAUAAUAUUAUUUAAUGUUAUUGAGAUAUUUGAAAAGUUUGAAGAAUAUUUAAAUAAUUUAAUAAUAAAAUGGAGUUAUACAGAUUUAAUUAUUAUUUUAAUUAGGGAUAUGUUAUCAUUAGAUUGCAUUAAAAAAAUAUAUUUUUUAUAUCAAAUAUUUGAAGAAGGAAAUAUAUCAUUUAAGAAUUUAAAAAAAUUACUUUUGUAUUUAGAUAUAACAUAUGAUGAAAAUAUACUGAAAAUAUUAUAUUCUCUUUUAUAUGAUCAAACAGAUAGUUUACAAAAUAAAAUGAAGAAAAUUAUAAAAAUGUAUGAUAUUAAAAAUCAUAAGAAUAAGAAAUUUAUUAACUAUAUAACAUCAACCAUAAUUUAUUUAAAUAAUCUUUUCCAGUAUUUUAAUAAAUCCAAUCAUAUUUUUACAUGGGAUUUUUUUAUGAACCACUUACAAAAUGCCUUUGGAUUUGCAUUUGCAUUUAAUAUUUACUCAAAUAAAAAUCAAAAAUAUCUAUUAUCUUUUGGAGGUGUGUCAACACAAGUAUUUAAAAAUUAUGAUAAGGUACCAUCAAAUGGCACAUAUAAUAUCAUUUUUGAAAUAUUUGUAGAUUCUAUAUCAAAUAUAAUAUUUCAGGCUUAUAAAUUAUUGGUGUAUGCCUUUUCUUUAUAUAAUAGCUUAAUACAAAAUGGAAUUAAGUGCGAAUGCAGAAUAACACCCCUGAUGGAAACGUCCAAGUUUGAAAAGAGCUUAUUGAAAUAUAAAAACAUUAAUAUUCACGUGCAAAUAAACCAAAAAAUUAGCUCCAGUACAUCAAUUAAUAUAGAAGACUAUGAAAAUUCUGCAGAAAAUAUUUCUUCUUCAAAUAUAAUUAAUUCAGAGGAAAAUGUAAAUAUUAUAUAUAGCACUCACAUUAUGAGAUUAAAUAUUAAAAAAAAUUUUGAGAAUGAGGCAUCCUUAAUAAAUUAUAUAAAACAAUUUUAUUUGAAAAAAUGA
Plasmodium gaboni is the source of this 7044-nucleotide messenger RNA. Its product is annotated as putative protein kinase. NCBI's taxonomy places the organism in Eukaryota, Apicomplexa, Aconoidasida, Haemosporida, Plasmodiidae. The record is from RefSeq and is a predicted model, not a curated record. Bases 1 to 7044 code for a protein of 2347 amino acids. Gene Ontology annotation, biological process: protein phosphorylation. The transcript is spliced from 5 exons. Gene Ontology annotation, molecular function: protein binding; protein kinase activity; ATP binding.